AUGCGUGUCGCUCCAUGGCUCGCGGCGGUGGUGUGGUCGUCGCUGUUCUUGGCGAGGCUUGAGGAGGUGCGGGCACAGGAUUCCGAGGACUCCUCCUCCGACUCCCAGGAAGAGGCGGGGGACGAUGCCCAGGAGGUCACUGCGUUUGCCCAAGGCGGCACUACCAACUUGGUCGACGACUUCGCUGUGGCGGGGGUCUGGAUUGUGGAUACCUCGCAGCUGUUCGUGGCGGCAAACACCGGCAAUGAAUUAUCAGGCGGGACCAACGCCGGCGGCACCGACUUCGCCAUCAUCAAGUACAACAGCGACCUCGAGCUGCAAGAUUCCGUCCAGUAUGGGGGCGAUGGGGACGACACCAUUACCGCCAUGGCGGUGGACGAGAGUGUUCAGAGCGGCAUCGUCAUCGUGGGGUCGACCGCCUCGGAUGAGGAGCACCUCUUCGGCCUCGACACCGCACCCCGGGAGCAGGACUAUUUCAUCGCCGAGUUGAGCAGCGGCGACCUUGAGGUCACCAAGCAGUUCGUCAACGGUUCCCAAUUCAACAACGAGGAAUUGACAGUCGUCGGCCUGGAACCGGUCCUGGACGGCGCCUACUUCGCGGCGGGUUGGGCAGCAAGUGCCGACGGACAGGACUGGUUCGCCCUCAAGAUAAACCAUGACAUGGAUGACAUAUUAUGGGAGGAGCCUUUCGAGACCACGGCGGUGUCCGACCUGCCCACCGCGAUGGUCGUGAGCAGUGAUGCCGUGUAUGUGGUGGGGUAUUCCGCCGACUUCGAGGAAGAUCUCGACGACGACGAGGUGGAAGAAGUAUCGUCGCUGUUCGUGUAUGCCCUUGACGUGGACGACGGCAGCACACUCUGGGAAUUGACCACCGAGUUGGGGACCUUGGCGGACGGGUCUCAAGCUCAUGGCGCAGUACUCAGCGCAAGCGAAACCGAGCUCUACAUCGCGGGACACACUAGCGGGAUCAUCCCUGGCUACGACGGGGACACCACGGAAACCGACGAGCUUUUCGUGGUGGCCAUCGACAUCGCCGAGGAGGCGGUUAGCUGGGUCUGGCAGAGCGAGGCCAACGCGACGGCCUUCGGCACGGCGGGGAUCGUUCUGGCCGACGACGGAAGUCCCAUCGUUGGCGGCAUCGCGUUCGGGGACCAGUUUAACCUCAGCUCCGCGUCUUUCACGUACUGGGAGUUCGGCUCCGGUGACUUCGUCGCCGCUAAGAUCGACAUCGACGACCCGGAGGACAUCGAAGUGUCCAAGUACUUCGUCGCUGCGGCCGCCAGCAACGAGACGCGGGAACAGCCGUUCUCCAUCGUGAAGGACACCGACGUCGCCGACGGGGUUUUCCUGAUCGGCCAGCAGGACGGCAUUUUUGACGGGGAGGACUCUGAGGGUGGCGACCCGCUCAACUACCUGGUGUUGAAGGUCGAGCUGGAGGUGUUGCCGGAGAAAGAGGACGACGACGACGACGACGGGAGGGAUUUCCCGUACUGGUACAUCGGGGUCCCGCUGUUUGCUGGCGGGAUUGCUCUCUUCGUAGUUGCCUACAAGUGGGCGGCGGCGUCACAGGCGGCGAAGGCGAAACGAGCAACGAUGGUGUAGGUAGACCCAGAGGAACUCCGUGCGGCGGGGCUAGGGGAUGGAAAAUAUUCGUCCCCUCUUCUCGUGGCCAACGCCUCCUGGAGACGAGCGGGGAGAUGGCAGGAAACAAGAAUAAAAAUUGCCUCUACAAUUACUUCUGCUGCGAUUCGUGCCUCUUGU
Ectocarpus siliculosus is the source of this 1761-nucleotide messenger RNA. Lineage: Eukaryota; Phaeophyceae; Ectocarpales; Ectocarpaceae. The record is from the annotation of a GenBank genome assembly.